GUCCUGCACGUGUACAUGGGCCAGGCCCGGCUGUGCACCACCCUGAGCGCUGCCCACUACAAGUAUCUGGGGCAGUUUGUCUCAAAAAAAAAAGUAUCUGGGGCAGAGACAGCAAACAGAUCAUCCAGUGGAUCACGGCGGACCGGCGGCUUCCCCUUUUACCUUUCUUCCUCCUUGGCUCCUCUCGAGAGUGCUUCCUCCGUUCGUGUAUCGAUGAACUGUAACCUGCUACUGCAACAGAGAGCGUAGAUCGAACCCUGUGUCCAUCUAUUCCCUUACACUUCAGUAGGCAACCAUUACACAAUUGCAGUCACACCAUGCUGAGCAGAAGCUGAUCACCCUCGAGUCCCUAGCCAGGUACAGUCCAGGAUGGUAAUUAGGACCUCCAAGGCUUCAGAGCUCGGAUCGGCCAUGGCGAUUGGAGCUGUGCUGUCGCAACAAUGGAGCUUGCUUUUCUCGGUUGCGGCACUCGUGGCUCUAUGGUGGGCCUGGCGGGUGCUGGAGCUGGCCUGGAUCACCCCGCGGAGGCUGGACCGAGCGCUGCGGGCCCAGGGCCUCGGCGGCAGGGCGUACCGCUUCCCGUUCGGCGAUCUGCGGGAGUUUUCCCGGCUGGUCGCCGUGGCCCGGUCGGUGCCCAUGCUGCCGCCGUCACACAAUAUCACAGCGCGGGUGGCCCCCCUGUACCACAGCGUGAUCAAGGAGCACGGGAAGAUCUCCGUGACCUGGUUCGGCCCGACCCCGAGGGUGAUCGUGAACGAUCCAAAACUGGUGCGGGAGAUACUGGCCAACAAGUCCGGGCACUUCCGGAAGCGCAAGUUCAGCAACGGCAUCGUCAGGCGGCUGGCCAACGGGCUGGUGAGCCACGACGGCGAGAAAUGGGCCGCUCACCGGAAGAUCAUCAACCCCGCAUUUCAUCUCGAGAAACUCAAGAAAAUGAUGCCCGCUUUCGUCGCCUGCUGCAAUGAGCUGGUGACUAGGUGGGAGGAUCGCGUGGGGUCCGACGAGGCCAAGGAGAUAGACGUGUGGCCGGAGUUCCAGAACCUCACCGGCGACGUGAUCUCCCGUGCGGCGUUCGGCAGCAGCUUCAGCGAAGGGAGGAGGAUUUUCCAGAUACAGUCGGAGCAGGCCCAGAAUGUGGUGAAGAUGCUGAACACCCUAUACCUCCCAGGUUUCAAGUUCUUGCCGAUGCAACUCAACCGACGGGUGAAGGCGAACGCGCGCGAGGUCGAGUGGCUGCUGAAAGGCAUAAUCGGCAGGAGGGAGAGGGCCAUGAGAGAAGGCAACGCCAGCAACGAUGACCUGCUGGGCGUGCUGAUGGAGUGCAACGCCGCGGAGACCAAGGAAGCCGGGAGCUCCAAGCCCAUCAUGACCAUGGACGACAUCAUCGGGGAGCUGAAGCUCUUCUACUUCGCCGGAAUGGACACCACCGCCGUGCUGCUCACCUGGACGCUGGUGGCGCUGAGCAUGCACCCCGAGUGGCAGGACCGCGCGAGGGAGGAGGUCCUGCGCGUCUUCGGGAAGGAGGACCAGCCGGACCUGGACGGCGUAAACCAGCUCAAGGUGGUGGCCAUGGUGCUGCACGAGGUGCUCAGGCUGUACCCGCCGGUCAUCCAGUUCGACCGGCAGACGUACACGGAGGUGGAGCUGGGCGGCGUCAGGUACCCGCCGGGCGUGAUCCUCUCGCUGCCCAUCGUGUUCCUCCACCAUGACCCGGACGUCUGGGGAGAGGACGCCGACGAGUUCAGGCCGGAGAGGUUCGCCGAGGGCGUCUCCAAGGCGUCCGGGAACUCGUCGUCGUCGGCGUUCUUCCCGUUCGGCUGGGGCCCGCGGAUCUGCGUCGGCCAGAACUUCGCGCUCAUCGAAGCCAAGAUGGCGCUGAGCAGGAUACUGCAGCGCUUCGAGUUCGGGCUGUCGCCAUGCUACAGGCACGCCCCGUUCCCGGUCUCCACCCUGCAGCCUGAUCAUGGCGCGCCCAUCCUGCUCAAGAAACUCUAAGUCUCAACAUGCUGUCUUAAAAUAAUCUCCUCAGCGUACUGUAAACCAAGAGAGAGGUACUUCUUCCGUCCUAUAAUAUAAGAGCGUUUUUGACACUAGUAUAGUGUAAAAAACGUUCUUAUAUUAUGAGACGGAGGGAGUAUUUGUUUGUUUUCUGGGUUUUGUUUAAUUGUUAUCAGAGGUGAAGCUCAAAUAGAUUGGUUUCAUCCAUCGUCUCAUAAUAUAAGAGCAUUGUUUUAUACUAGUGGAGGGAGUAGUAGUUCAUAUCAGGAUAUCAAGAUCCUUAA
Messenger RNA from Aegilops tauschii subsp. strangulata, 2282 nucleotides. Its product is annotated as cytochrome P450 CYP72A616-like. Gene Ontology annotation, molecular function: iron ion binding; heme binding; monooxygenase activity. The record is from RefSeq and is a predicted model, not a curated record. NCBI's taxonomy places the organism in Eukaryota, Viridiplantae, Streptophyta, Magnoliopsida, Poales, Poaceae.